Bursaphelenchus okinawaensis is the source of this 1312-nucleotide messenger RNA. The record is from the annotation of a GenBank genome assembly. Lineage: Eukaryota; Metazoa; Nematoda; Chromadorea; Rhabditida; Aphelenchoididae.
AUGUCCACAUCAAUAGAAGACAAUCUGCAACAACAAAAUGAAGAGAUAUUUGCUUUAACAACAGUUUUCCCGGAUGUUGUUAAUGUUGACGAGGCUACACGAACGGUUUAUGUAAAAUUAGACUGCGAAGUGGAACUUAAAUUCAAUUUACCAGCUUCUUAUCCUUCAGAGUAAGUUUUUAACUUGUUUUUUUGUGAUUUUAGAUUGGUUGUGAAUACGGUUUUGAGAGAAAAGGUUAGUUAAAAGGUUUUUUUCUGUUUUGGUAAUGGAUAAAAUAACAUAAUUAAUGGUUUUUGAAAAAGUUAAGCGUAAAAGACGAAGUUUUUUGUUAUAAUAAGCUGUAGCAGGUUUUUCUGAAGCUAAUGAUAUUAAUUUUGAAUUGAUUAGGUUUUAAAUUUCCUUUAAAAGCCUUUUUGUCCAGCUCACCACCAGAACACCAUGUUAUAGUCCCUGCUUUUAUGACAGAACUCCAAAGAAAGCUGAUUGAUCAAUUCAGAACAGACUACAACGAUUUUAAAGGAAUACCGGUGAUAUGUCAAUGCAUUGUGACAGCACAAAACAUUGUAGAAGAUUACAAAAAGAAUUUGGAAGCAAAACCCCAGACCAAUGACAAUAUUGAGGAAGAACGUAGAGAAUCCGAAGGAAUCAGAGCUAAUAACAUUGGUAGAAGCUGUAUUAGUUCAAGAAGAUACGACUGGAUGAGUGGAGAAUGUUUUGAAGAUCGUAAAAGUGUUUUUCAGGCACAUAUUGUUAAUGUACAUACUAAGGAUGAGGUAGGUGUUUUGUUUUUAUGUUUUUGGAUUUUAGGUAUAAAUUUGAGGCAGCUGGAUGUUUAUUUGAGCUAGCAAAGAUAAUAAGGAAGCUGUCGAUAUUAAGUUCGGCUUUUAGAAGUUGUAAUUUCUAUUUUUAUGAACAAAAACAGUAUACCUGUCUAGUGUAAUAUAAUUUUUUGCUUUUUAUUCAAACUCUUUCUUUAUAGCCAAUGGAAGCCUUGUCUCAACUAUUGGAAAACAGUAAAAUAGCACGUGCCACACACAAUAUGUACGCAUACAUCAUCAAACUACCCAAUGGUAUUGAGUUAUCGGACUGUGAAGAUGAUGGAGAGAAGGCGGCUGGCCCAAAGCUAUUACACAUGCUAAAGCUGAUGAAUAUGGAAAACCAGAUGAUUGUGAUAACAAGAUGGUACGGUGGAAUACAUUUGGGACCAGAUCGGUUUAGACACAUUUGUAAUUUGGCCAGGAAGAUAUUGGUACAAUAUCGAGAGGAAAAUGGUACUAAAAUUGGGAAAAAAUCAAAGAAAAAUGGAAAAUAA